Molecule: messenger RNA, 405 nt
Organism: Penicillium odoratum
Lineage: Eukaryota; Fungi; Ascomycota; Eurotiomycetes; Eurotiales; Aspergillaceae
Product: coiled-coil-helix-coiled-coil-helix domain-containing protein
Exons: 3
Coding region: 1-405 (134 amino acids)
Biological process (GO): mitochondrial respiratory chain complex IV assembly
Cellular component (GO): mitochondrial intermembrane space
Source: RefSeq, a predicted model, not a curated record
AUGAGUUUCGGAGCCCCCGGAGGUGGUUCGGUGAACUACAAGCCCUCACCGCCUGAGCGUGGUAGCUUUCCUCUCGACCAUGAAGGUAUGCUGACAACAAAUCUCCUUCCACCCUUCGCAAUAUAUAUACCCAAGAGCGCCGCUAACCGAUUGGCCGAUUAUAUAGGAGAAUGCAAGCAUAUUAUCUCUGGCUACUUGAAAUGCAUCAAAUUAAACCGAGGUACCAACGACGAGGCAUGCCGCAAAUUGGCGAAGGAUUAUCUUGCCUGCCGAAUGGACAAAAACCUCAUGGCGCCUGAUGACUUUAAGAACCUUGGACUUAUAUUCAAGGACGAUCAAGAAAAAAAACAAGCUCCAACAGCAGCAAAUACGACUGACGCAUCACAAGGAACGGAGAAAAAUUAA